CCAGACAGCAAGAUUGAAGCAGCCUAGCCAGACCCUUCUGUGGAUUAAAAGAAAUACGGUUUUUUUAUUUUUUUUUAUUUUUGGCAGAAGGAAAGGAAGACCGGCGAGGUUCUGCAAGGAAAAAAAAAAAGGGGGGGGAUGUAACUCGUGGAUACGUUUUUUUUCUCCACCCCUCCAACAUCUUGUUUUACUUUGUAAACAUUUUCUCUUUUAAACCCGGGCUCCAUCCGGUGGCCCCCCAGACCUCCGAGGUGCCAGGAGGCGUGUUUUUUUUUCAUUGGGAGCUUUGCAUAUUUGGUUUUGGGUUUUUUAUUUUUAUUUUUUUUAGAGACCCUACAGACGUCUCACGCGGGGUGAAGUCUACUUUGCCCUCUCCCUCUACGUGUGCACAGAAUUCGAGGAGAUCCGGUUACUAAGGAUAUAGAAGAAAAAAAAAUAAAUCGUGUGCCUGCUUUUUUUUUUUUUUAAUUGCCUGCUUCUCCCCACCCCCAAAUUAAGUUGCUUAGCAAGGGGGAAAGAGGCUUUUUCCUCCCUCCAGUAGCUCAGCCUAAAGCCUUUCAUUUUUUUGCUCCCGAGGAUCUUCCAUGUAGGAAGCCGAGGCUGGCGAGCCCGACACUCGGGUGCCACUGUAGGGGGGCCUCUUUUGGGGGAGUCGUCCACCGGGGCAGUCUCGGCCGCCCCCAGGGAAGCGGCGGCCGCGUUCCUCCGGGGCGCGCCGGGGCCCGAGAGCCGCGCAGGGCGCGGGCCGCGCCGGGUGGGGCAGCCGAAGCGCAGGCCCCCGAUCCCGGGCGGGCGCCCCUGGGCCCCCGCGCGCGCCCCGGCCUCCGGGAGACUGGCGCAUGCUACGGAGCGCCCCUCGGGCCGCCGCCGCUCCUGCCCGGGCCCCUGCUGUUGCUGCUGUCGCCUGCGCCUGCUGCCUCAACUCGGCGCCCGACUUCUUCAUGGUGUGCGGAGGUCAUGUUCGCUCCUUAGCCGGCAAACGACUUUUCUCCUCGCCUCCUCGCCCCGCAUGUUCAGGACCAAACGAUCUGCGCUCGUCCGGCGUCUCUGGAGGAGCCGUGCGCCCGGCGGCGAGGACGAGGACGAGGGCGUGGGGGGUGGCGGCGGCGGAGGAGGCGAGCUGCGGGGAGAAGGGGCGACGGACGGCCGGGCUUAUGGGGCUGGUGGCGGCGGCGCGGGCAGGGCUGGCUGCUGCCUGGGCAAGGCGGUCCGAGGUGCCAAAGGUCACCACCAUCCCCAUCCCCCAACUUCGGGUGCAGGGGCGACCGGGGCCGCCGAGGCGGAUCUGAAGGCGCUCACGCACUCGGUGCUCAAGAAACUCAAGGAGCGGCAGUUGGAGCUGCUGCUCCAGGCCGUGGAGUCCCGCGGCGGUACGCGCACCGCGUGCCUCCUGCUGCCCGGCCGCCUGGACUGCAGGCUGGGCCCGGGGGCGCCCGCCAGCGCGCAGCCCGCGCAGCCGCCCUCGUCCUACUCGCUCCCCCUCCUGCUGUGCAAAGUGUUCAGGUGGCCGGAUCUCAGGCAUUCCUCGGAAGUCAAGAGGCUGUGUUGCUGUGAAUCUUACGGGAAGAUCAACCCGGAGCUGGUGUGCUGCAACCCCCAUCACCUUAGUCGACUCUGCGAACUAGAGUCUCCCCCUCCUCCUUACUCCAGAUACCCAAUGGAUUUUCUCAAACCAACUGAUUCCCAACUUCUUCUGGAACCUGGGGAUCGGUCACACUGGUGCGUGGUGGCAUACUGGGAGGAGAAGACGAGAGUGGGGAGGCUCUACUGUGUCCAAGAGCCCUCCCUGGAUAUCUUCUAUGAUCUACCUCAGGGGAAUGGCUUUUGCCUGGGACAGCUCAAUUCGGACAACAAGAGUCAGCUGGUACAGAAAGUGCGGAGCAAGAUUGGCUGUGGCAUCCAGCUGACGAGGGAGGUGGAUGGCGUGUGGGUGUACAACCGGAGCAGCUACCCCAUCUUCAUCAAGUCCGCCACACUGGACAACCCGGACUCCAGGACGCUGUUGGUGCAUAAGGUUUUUCCUGGCUUCUCCAUCAAGGCUUUCGACUACGAGAAAGCAUACAGCCUGCAGCGGCCCAACGACCAUGAGUUCAUGCAGCAGCCGUGGACGGGCUUCACCGUGCAGAUUAGCUUCGUGAAGGGCUGGGGCCAGUGCUACACCCGCCAGUUCAUCAGCAGCUGCCCGUGCUGGCUGGAGGUCAUCUUCAACAGCCGGUAGUGGUGUGGGGAGAAGAGGACAGGACGGAUCGUGAGCCGAGCAGGCCACCAUUCAAACUACUUGCUGCUAACCUUUCCCUCCCGAGUGCUUGCUUCUCAUGCAAACUCUUUGGUCGGUUUUGUUGUUACCAUUGUUGGUUGUUUUGUUUUGUUUUUUUUUGUUUUUGUUUUUUUUUCUCCCUUCUCGUCGUUCUUAUUUGUGUUUUGUUUGUCUUGUUUGAGAAAUGGCUUAUGAUGAAUUUUUUGUUUUGGGUUUUUUUUUAAGGUGGUGGGUGUGGUUGACAGGAUACCCUGAUAUGAAAACGGGAAGCAAAAGUCAGCACUGCCAAAUACGGUAUAUGAAAGUGGGUACUGCCUUCCCUUUCAUCUGCAUCGUCAGGAGUGGAUGUUCAAGUGUGUAGGGGUGUGUGUGAGCGGCAGAUGGGGAAAUGCUUUCUGUGUUCCUUAUGGAUGUCCCCAGCUGAGAGUCUGCGGUUUCAAGCUGUGUGUCUCUCCAGCCCUUUGGACAUGCUCAGUGGGGCAGAGGCAGUACCUGGGCAGACUGGGCAGCAGGUGUCCCAGCAGCUGCCAGACUUUGCCCCGGCCUGCUGAAGCCCCUGCCCCGCCCCCCCCCCCUUUAGGACGCGGGCCUAUCCACAGGCUUCUGAGAAGCCAGCCUGCUAGAGGCUGAACCAGAACCAAUUGUUUUCUCCCCUGUCACCCGCUAGCUACCAUUGUCACGUCUGUCGUUUUUUUGGCCAUCUGCUCCAGGAUCUCUCUCUUGAGAUGGGCUUCCCAAGGGCUGCAGGGACAGCCCUGUCACAGUAUUGCUAACCCAGGACCCUCGGGCCCUUCAGCUGGUCCCCCUGCUGUGGUUUUUCAUCAGGCUCUCCCACAUGUGGAGAGUCAGCUCUGCACCCCCAUGCCCAGGGUGCGUGUUGAGCUCUGUAGACCAGGGAGGGGCAUCCCGGGGAGGGAACUGCUCAUGGCCGCCUUCCCACCACGAAGGGUGUGGCCUGUCGUGGCGAAGGUACCAUCCUAGGCUGGUCCCCAGCUCUUCUCUCAGCUCAUACACUCGUAUGAUACUUUGACACUGUUCUUAGCUCAAUGAGCAUGUUUAGACUUUAACAUAAGCUAUUUUUCUAACUACAAAGGUUUAAAUGAACAAGAGAACCCUUCUCAUUGGAAAUUUAGCAUUGUAGUGCUUCGAGAGAGAAAGGACUCCUUAAAAAAAAAAGCUGAGAUUUAUUAAAGAAAAAUGUAUUUUAUGUUAUAUAUAAAUAUAUUAUUACUUGUAAAUAUAAAGACGUUUUAUAAGCAUCAUUAUUUAUGUAUUGUGCAAUGUGUAUAAACAAGAAAAAUAAGAAAAGAUGCACUUUGCUUUAAUAUAAAUGCAAAUAACAUGCCAAAUUAAAAAAGAUAAACACAAGAUUGGUGUUCUUUUCUAUGGGUGUUAUCACCUGGCUGAAUGUUUUUCUAAAGGAGUUUAUGUUCCAUUAAACAAUUUUUAAAAUGUAUACUUCA
Molecule: messenger RNA, 3720 nt
Organism: Phodopus roborovskii (desert hamster)
Lineage: Eukaryota; Metazoa; Chordata; Mammalia; Rodentia; Cricetidae
Gene: Smad7
Product: SMAD family member 7
Exons: 3
Coding region: 1010-2218 (402 amino acids)
Biological process (GO): anatomical structure morphogenesis; transforming growth factor beta receptor signaling pathway; SMAD protein signal transduction
Cellular component (GO): heteromeric SMAD protein complex
Molecular function (GO): I-SMAD binding; transcription regulator inhibitor activity
Source: RefSeq, a predicted model, not a curated record